GGCUGAAUAACUAACGAAUAACUGGAAUCAUGAGACACCAAUACAAACUAAGCCAGGGAAUAAUUUCAUCUAUUUCUUUUUCGGCUUUUUUUAUUUCUCUCCUUCCCCUCUUUCUUCUUUUUCUUCUUCUUUUGUCUUAUCACACUAGCAACAUUUCAAUAGACAAAUGCUUUUUAUAUCAGACGAAUUAAAGCACACCGUUCUGAAAAAAUACAAAUGGAGUUCAGUGUUUUUAUUACUGGCAUCAAUACAAGCCAUCUGCUCCUUGGCUUUGCUUAUACCCACCCUCAUCCAUGUUCGAAAAAUAUACUAUGCAUCGAAAACAGAGGGAGCAGAGACAGACGAGAAAAAUUUAGAACUGUUCGAUAAAGCUUUUAAAAUAUCGGGUGAAUAUGUCAUGUUUCUUGCGUUUGAAGUUUGGAGGGUGUGGUUGGCCAUUGAUGGUGUCGUUCAUUUGAACUCUAAAACUAUUUGGGCGUCAGCAUCAUCAACAGUUCUUUCCUUCAUUUUCAGUGUUCUAAUGAUUGCAGAAACAGUAAAAUGGAAGAAUAAGAAUGAUGGAUAUAUCAUGUUUGGUGACCUUGCGACAAUCAAUCAGUCUCUCCUCAUUGUGCUUAGCAUCAUAGUUUUUCUAAUUACACCUAUGACAUUGUUCGCAGCCAAGAAAGCAACAAAAGACAUCGGCUGGGAUGUUUAUAAAAAAAUUGGUUGUAGUACAGAGAUUCAGAAAAUGUACAUUAAGGUUCAAUGGUUUUCACUCAUGUUGAAGAUCAACAUCUAUUUUGAGUUUACGUCGUACGCACUUUACUUUAUCAUGCUUGCAAGUUUUUCUUAUAACUGGGAACAAGGUAGUCCGACAAUACCGGUCUUGGGUGUGUCACUGGCUGUCCUUGUUUUGAUCCUUCCGUCCUUGGUCAUGUCACGAUAUGCUAUUUCGAGAGAGAGCAAUUUACUGAUGACGUCCUUUAUCGUCUUUCAAUUUGUGUUUAUCGGAAGUACAGUCUAUGUAAUGUAUUAUAAGAAGGGAUUCUUAACGGAUUGGUAUGCGUUCGCUGGUUAUUGUGUUUGUACUCUUGUGGCCGCAAUUGUUACAAUUAUAUUAUCCAUUGUGUGCCAACUAAACUUUAAUAAGGGACUGAAAGAUUUCGUUCGCUGGAAAUUGUUUUCUAAAACGGUUCCAAGAAGACAAUCUGCGGCUUAUAUGAGCCAAGCCAGUACGUUUUACGGAUUAGAAGGUCAACGGGUCGAUAUGCCAAUAGAUGAUUAAGAUCAAGGGUAUUUAUAAAAAACAAAACUUGGUGCGACCCAUGUUAAGCCCUGAGGCUGAUCAUUGCUUUUUUAGGAAAUCGCCCCCUGUGUACUCUUUCUUUCUUUUUUUUUCUCUCUCUCUCUUUUUCUAAUAAUAAAUCACAUAAUUGAUGGUAAUGAA
Molecule: messenger RNA, 1429 nt
Organism: Mucor mucedo
Lineage: Eukaryota; Fungi; Mucoromycota; Mucoromycetes; Mucorales; Mucoraceae
Exons: 8
Coding region: 167-1267 (366 amino acids)
Cellular component (GO): Golgi apparatus
Source: RefSeq, a predicted model, not a curated record